AUGGCUUUACUCUCAGCAUGUUGGCUAAUGAUAGAAUCCAUAGUGAUCCAAGAUGGUUUCUUGAAAUGGUCCUACAUGAAAUUAUUCAUGCACCCUCUUCUUCUCUUUCUUUGUCAACUAUUUAUAUGGCUCUAUCUCUUCUUUUUAUGGCUUGUCACACCUUUUCAAACGUUUUACAACGCCUUUUUAUCGUUAUUGGUCACGUUCUCUAAGCUAUUUAGCAGUUUUAUCCGAGUCAUUGUGGUUAGAAGAGAGGUUACAUGUAAUAUUGAACCUCGGCAAGAGAUCAAUAAUACCCUUGUUAACUUGGAACUUUCAAGGAGUAUUCAUAAUCCGGUUCCUACCUUUAGCUUUUCAUUUAAACAUCAAGUGGAUAGUCAAUUAAAAGUUCUUCUAGCUAUGCAAAAAGGCGAGAUUCUUGAAGACGAAGAAGAUUUUUGCUGUCAAUUUGAUCAAGAAAAUGCUGAUGCUCAGCUUCUUGAUGGUAAGGUAAACGAGGAGGACGAAGAUAUUGUCAAUGUUGAUGUUGUGAACAUGGAGAAGAACCUUGAGCUGAAACAUCAGACUAUGCCAAUCAAUCAAGAAAAUAUAUAUUCAUUAGCCAAAGAUGUUGAAGAAGAAGAAGAAGAUACUGUAAACUCAAACGUGGAGACUGAUCUACCUUCUCUAGUAGCUAGUGAUGAUAUGAACUCACUCUAUAGCGAUGGAGAUCAUCCCUCUCCUUUGUUUGUUGCAAGCUUGGAUUCAGCGGUCCAAGAUUCGAUUGAUAUAGAGAAUCAAACUCAUCAAGAUGAAGAUGAUGAAGUAUACAAGAAAUACUGCGAAAGAAUGAAAUGGUAUGACAUCCUAAGCCGCGAUAGAACCUAUGGGCUAAGUGUGAUCAUGAACCAAGAAACGGCAAGUGGUUUGAGCUUAUGGGGAAUAACGGCAGAGAAGAGGCUAAAACAAAGCAUAGAGAAGGAUCUCGAGCUAGUAUAUGUUGCUCAAUCAUGUUUAUCAUGGGAAGCUCUUCAGCAUCAGUACAUAACAGUCAAAGAUAGUUUGAAAUCCGCUGAUUCGGGAGGCGGGUUCUAUAACGAUGAUAUAUCUAAAGAAUUCCAGAAGUUUCAGGUUUUAUUAGAGAGAUUCUUGGAAGACGAAAGGUGUGAAGUAAAAAGGGUCUUGAGCUUUGUUCAAAGAAGGUUUGAGCUCAUGAGCUUCUUUCAAGUCCCAAGAAUUUCAGGAGGAAAAGAAAGAAAGGAGAAACAAGUGGUGAAAGCAAUAGAGAGAUGCAUUGAAGUCUUCUAUGACUUCGUGACAGCAGACAUCAGGAGACCUUUGAUAUGGGAAAGACUUAAAACCUCAUUCGUGAAUUCUCCUCUUAUGGAAUUGGAAGAUCCAAGAGACAUUAAACUUUUUCUUGACCUUAAAAAUUCACUCCAAAAGAAGGAACGGUUGUUGAAGGAGGUACAAGGGAACCAGAAGAAGAUUUGGUUCAAGAAGAAGAAAUCUUUUAACGUUGGAGAUAAUGAGAUUGAGAAAGAGGAAAACUUUAUGUUAGUGAGAUCUCUAAUGAUAGACUUAAAGCUUGUGUCUAGAGUGUUACACAUGUCUUUGGUCUCAUCUUCUCACCUCAAGUGGUGUCAACACAAGCUCAACAACAUUGAUUUCAGUGGUGGCAAAAUCUCUAGAAUUUCCUCGCCUGUUUUAUUUCCCUCUUCUUAA
Eutrema salsugineum is the source of this 1704-nucleotide messenger RNA. RefSeq lists its product as uncharacterized. The transcript is spliced from 4 exons. Lineage: Eukaryota; Viridiplantae; Streptophyta; Magnoliopsida; Brassicales; Brassicaceae. The coding region runs from base 1 to 1704 and encodes 567 amino acids. The record is from RefSeq and is a predicted model, not a curated record.